AUGAAGGUGGUUGAAAUCGCAAUGAGAGGUUAUGCUCUCAAAUGGUGUAAAUGGCGCUCUCAAUCUCAUCCAUCAAUGUCCUGGAAUACAUUUGCAGAUAUUUGCGCACACAACCUUACACCCUCUGAUGAUGCUGAUUAUGAAGUUCCACCAAAACCCCCUGAUGCUAUUUCAAAUAUUGAAAUAACUCACACACGUGGAAAAAUAAAAAAUGUACGUAAGGUGUUUGAUGGAAUGACUCAACAACAACAGCAUCUGAGUCCAAUUACAUGUCAAAGAAUUUGUUUCUGUGCGCUAGGAUCUCCGUGUUCUCUCAAUGAAACCAUCGCCAACAAAAGCAUCAACAACCAUGCCACGAAUGGUUUUCUCAAUGACGUUUUUGUGCUCGGUGAUUUCAUUGCGAAUGGUUUUCCCAAGGUUAUGCCACCGGCUCCUAAGGUUGUUCCUGUUGGCUGUGAUGUGGUUGAUGAGUUUGCAUCUAUGAAAGCUAAACGUGUUGUGCUUUAG
This is a messenger RNA of Vicia faba (fava bean), 507 nucleotides long. NCBI's taxonomy places the organism in Eukaryota, Viridiplantae, Streptophyta, Magnoliopsida, Fabales, Fabaceae. The record is from the annotation of a GenBank genome assembly.